UUUUUUUCUUCAUAUUCAUCAUUAUCGGUGCUACUUUUUUGACCGGCUGUGGGUUUACGGUGACCGGAGACGGCGGCGACGACAGUGGCAGCGGCUCAGAGUAAUAGAUAUGGCGGAAGACAAGUAUAAUCUGAAAAAUCCAGCGGUGAAGAGAAUCUUACAGGAGGUUAAAGAGAUGCAAUCAAACCCUUCCGAUGAUUUCAUGAGUCUUCCUCUUGAGGAGAACAUAUUUGAAUGGCAAUUUGCAAUCAGGGGUCCACGAGAUUCUGAGUUUGAACGGGGGAUUUAUCAUGGACGAAUCCAGUUGCCAGCCGAAUAUCCUUUCAAGCCUCCUUCUUUCAUGCUUUUGACACCAAAUGGACGUUUUGAAACUCAAACCAAGAUUUGUUUGAGUAUUUCUAAUCAUCAUCCUGAGCACUGGCAACCGUCAUGGAGUGUUCGCACUGCUUUGGUAGCUCUGAUCGCAUUUAUGCCUACCAGCCCAAAUGGUGCCCUUGGAUCACUAGAAUACACAAAGGAAGAAAGGCGUGUUUUAGCUAUUAAAUCUCGUGAUGUGGCUCCAAGAUAUGGGACUCCUGAGCGCCAGAAGCUGAUUGACGAGAUACAUGAUUACAUGCUAAGCAAAGCACCACCAGUUCCUCAAGCUACUACCUCACCAGCUCCUGAAGAACAGAACAGUAAUAGAGAGGAUGAGGUUCAAGAGAGUCCUGAGAACCCCAGCAAUGAAGCUACUGAAGAAAGACGUCCUAAUCCAUCUGUUGCUGACACAACUACUGAAGAAAGACGUGAAUUGGCUUUAGAUGCUGAUCCUGUACAGGCACCUAUAGCCCCUGCUGUACGGCCUAAUGAGCAUCGAAUAUUGCAUACACCUCAACAGAGCAUUCCGAGGCAGGCUGAUGACCGUUUCUUCACAUGGGCAGCAGUUGGAUUUACAAUCGCUAUACUUGCACUUCUGAUUAAGAAAUUCAUGAAAGCUAAUGGACACGGUGCUGUCUUUAUGGAUGAAUCGUAAAUCUGCCAGCAGUAAUUAUGGAGUUCAACAGGGGCAAUUUACUUCACUUUCAGCCAACUUAUGCAGAAAAAAUGUAGUAUAUUUAUCCUUUUGCUAUUGUGACAUCGAUUAUAAAGAUUGUCCAAUGUGUAAACAUGAUUUACCAGAUAUUAUUUUCAUAGUGUUAUUGUAUAGAAAAACAAUUGUCUUUUCUCUGAAGAUGUGAACAAGUUAAGAUGAAGCAAAGAAAUUCAGUUUGACAUCGA
Molecule: messenger RNA, 1257 nt
Organism: Solanum verrucosum
Lineage: Eukaryota; Viridiplantae; Streptophyta; Magnoliopsida; Solanales; Solanaceae
Product: ubiquitin-conjugating enzyme E2 32
Source: RefSeq, a predicted model, not a curated record